AUGGAGGAGUAUGACGCCCUGUUGCAGGAGCUCUCCGAGAACAUCACCAACGAGGAUCUGGACCAGCUAAAGUCGGCGUGCAAAGAGGACAUCCCCAGCGAGAAAAGCGAGGAGAUCGCCUCCUGCCAGGACUGGUUCAGUUUCCUGGAGAAGCACGAUAAAUUGGCAAAAGACAACCUCGCCUACAUAGAGCACAUUUUUGAGAUUUCUCGACGUCCUGACCUCCUCACAUGGUUAUCGACUACAGGACUAAAGUCUUGAAAAUUUCAGCAGAGGAAGAGCUCGACACAAAACUAACUCGGAUCCCUAGUGCCAAAAAAUAUAAAGAUAUAAUAAGACAGCCAUCAGAAGAGGAGAUUAUCAAAUUGGCCCCUCCCCCAAAGAAAGCUUGA
This is a messenger RNA of Staurois parvus, 392 nucleotides long. The record is from the annotation of a GenBank genome assembly. Lineage: Eukaryota; Metazoa; Chordata; Amphibia; Anura; Ranidae.